AGGCGUGCCUCGCAUAUGAGAACCAGCCCGAAAAUAAACAGGUCGCGCGCAAUGUCACACACAGAUGCCUUUAAAGUAUAUCUCAAUGUAUAUAUAUGUUUGUGUAAUCUUGCAAAGAGAGCGAAUGAGACAACGCGAUAUGAUGAAAAGUAUUGACGGAGAAGAAAGAAAGAGAUAGAAUAUACAAAUGCAAGGAAAUGCGAGCUUUGCAUGCUUAACUUCUUGAGUGAAGCUUCUUUCUACACGAAUGUUUUCUCUUAAAACAUCCGAUGGUAAUGUAUCGGAUGAAAAAUGACUGAAUAUUUGCAUGUACGCGUGCUGAGAUCAUAUUAUAUAGAAAAUUAAUGAGUCUUCUUAAAGCAUUACAGAUGGCUAUGUAGAUUUCUGUACUUUAAAAAUAUUUUCAGAAAUAUUUAAUUUUUUUAAAAUUAAUCGUAAUAAUUUUUCAGAUUUCAAAUUUAAUGUUAGCAAUGGAAUAUAUUAUAUGAAACUCACCCAUUCUAUCCAUUUACAGUUUAGCAUUCAAUAUUUAUAAUAUCGAUACAAUCCUAUUAUAUUGCGAAUAAUGUUCGUAACAUAGCUGCGUGAGCAGAAAAUGAACAGACAAUCAAACUCGAAAUGUAGGUGACACUUUAAUUCUAUGUUAAACAAAUCGACUGUGACACUCACAAAAUAAUUUGAUUAUUUUACGAAUCUAUCUUCACAAGAUUACUUCUUAGUAAUCUCGAAAACAAUUUUCUGCAGCAAUUUAUCGAGUAGAUCGAGUAUCAUUUUUACCGAUCGAUAUAAUCGUUCGAUAUUUAUAUUAUAGUAUGGCGCGUUUCCGUGCGGUUUAAAAUUCGUAAAAAGAAUGUGACGUUUGACCGCACUUAACUAAGGAAGAUCAGUGAGGGCAAAAGUGUGCAGGAAGGUUAAUUCGCUUUAAAUUAAAGUGAAUUUCCCUUCACCCCGAUGAAACCUCAAUGAAGAAAGAAACAGAAAGGGUCGUGACGAUUUCUAGCUAGCACCUAACCUCAAUCUCAUGAAUUCUUUUGUUAAUUCAUGUACAACAAGGUAUAUAUGAAUUUUAUACGGAAAUGACGAAAUUAUUAACUAUUUUUCCAAUAAUUAUCGAUAAUUCGGGAAUAAAAGCAAACAAUGUACAUAGUUCUAUAUAAUUUUAAUGUGCGAAUAUCAAUGUAUUAUAAAUAAAGAAAGGUUAUUCAUAAUGAAAAAGGAUAACUAUACGAGUAUUGCUUUUGCGAGAACGUAAUAGAUAGAGUGAGAGUGUAUGAUAUGUCAUAAGAAGGGGAAAGAAUUACGUAUUAUAAUUAUAGAGUGAGUGAGUGAAAGGAACUUGUAUCGGUCGUUCAAAGUGGAGGGGCAUGAUUGUGAUGAGUCGGGGUGCCUUCGUAUCGCUUGUAAACUCGUACUCGUACUACGUGUAGUAUGAAAAGAAGCUUCGUGCCGUGACGUCAGCACAGUAUUUCGGUACAGUUGCAUGAAACAUCGUUACGAAAUUGUGUUCGCAUAUAAUUUAUUCUAAUCCGACGAAAGUGAACGUGUUCGAGUUCAGUUCAGGUGUGCUUGCGAUUGAAUAUUAGUGUAUAUCGUAUAUAAUCGCAGGAUUCAUUUGAUCAUCGCAAGUGUAGCGCGUGCAGCAGGUAGUCGGAACAUCGACCGACAGCCAUCAUUGUUGUCAAGAUGGCGUCGAAAGGAAAGCUAGCAACCGAGCAUGGCCGCUCAGACUCGUACAGGGUCGCAACGUUACCAAAAAUUCGCGACGACAACAAAACGGCCGAUGGGAUGUACAAGUCGCGGCGGAAGAAUCCAAAGCGGAGGACGGACAAUUUAGAGGACCUGAAACAGGAGUUGGACAUUGACUUCCACAAAAUUACACCCGAGGAACUGUAUCAAAGGUUUCAGACGCACCCCGAAAACGGCCUCAGCCACGCGAAGGCGAAAGAGAACCUGGAGAGGGACGGUCCAAACUCGCUGACGCCACCGAAACAAACGCCGGAGUGGGUGAAAUUCUGUAAAAAUCUGUUCGGCGGUUUCGCGUUGCUGCUGUGGAUCGGCGCGAUCCUCUGCUUCAUCGCGUACUCGAUCCAAGCGUCGACGAGCGAGGAUCCGAACGACGACAAUCUGUACCUGGGCAUCGUGUUGGCGGCGGUCGUGAUAGUGACGGGUAUAUUCUCGUAUUACCAGGAGAGCAAGUCGAGCAAGAUCAUGGAAUCGUUCAAGAACAUGGUACCCCAAAUCGCGAUCGUGAUCAGGGAAGGCGAGAAACUGACGUUGAAGGCAGAGGAGUUGGUGCUCGGGGACGUGGUCGAGGUAAAAUUCGGGGAUCGUAUACCGGCCGACAUCCGCAUCAUCGAGUCAAGGGGAUUCAAAGUGGACAACAGCUCGUUAACGGGCGAAUCCGAGCCCCAAUCGAGAUCCCCGGAGUUCACGAACGAGAACCCGCUGGAGACGAAGAACCUCGCCUUCUUCUCGACCAACGCCGUCGAAGGCACCGCGAAGGGGGUGGUGAUCUGCUGUGGCGAUCAGACAGUGAUGGGAAGGAUUGCCGGCCUGGCAUCCGGCCUUGAUACUGGUGAAACGCCGAUCGCUAAGGAGAUUCAUCAUUUCAUCCACCUGAUCACGGGGGUAGCCGUAUUCCUCGGUGUAACCUUCUUCAUAAUAGCCUUCAUUCUCGGUUAUCACUGGCUCGACGCUGUCAUCUUCCUGAUCGGUAUCAUCGUCGCCAACGUGCCGGAGGGUUUGCUGGCCACCGUCACCGUGUGCCUCACGCUCACCGCCAAACGGAUGGCGUCCAAGAAUUGCCUGGUGAAGAACCUCGAGGCGGUGGAGACGUUGGGCUCGACCUCGACCAUCUGCUCGGACAAGACGGGCACCCUCACCCAGAAUCGUAUGACCGUUGCCCACAUGUGGUUCGACAACCAGAUCAUCGAGGCCGACACCACCGAGGAUCAAUCCGGACUGCAAUACGAUCGCACGAGCCCCGGCUUCAAGGCGCUGGCCAAGAUCGCCACGCUGUGCAACCGUGCCGAGUUCAAGGCCGGCCAGGAGGACAAGCCGAUCCUGAAGAGGGAGGUGAACGGCGACGCGUCCGAGGCGGCCCUGUUGAAGUGCAUGGAGCUCGCGCUGGGCGACGUGAUGGGCAUAAGGAAGCGGAACAAGAAAGUGUGCGAGAUACCGUUCAACUCGACCAACAAGUACCAGGUCUCGAUCCACGAGUCGGACAAUCCGGACGACCCCAGGCACCUGCUCGUGAUGAAGGGAGCGCCGGAGAGGAUUCUCGACCGCUGCUCCACCAUAUUCAUCGGCGGGAAGGAGAAGGUGCUCGACGAGGAGAUGAAGGAGGCGUUCAACAACGCUUACCUCGAGCUCGGCGGCCUUGGUGAACGCGUGCUCGGUUUCUGCGACUACAUACUGCCGUCCGACAAAUUCCCGAUCGGCUUCAAGUUCAACUGCGACGACCCGAACUUCCCGGUAGACGGACUCCGCUUUGUGGGCCUCAUGUCUAUGAUCGACCCGCCCAGGGCUGCGGUGCCCGACGCGGUCGCCAAGUGCCGUUCAGCCGGCAUCAAGGUCAUCAUGGUAACCGGUGACCAUCCGAUCACUGCCAAAGCCAUUGCCAAAUCGGUCGGCAUCAUCUCCGAAGGUAACGAGACCGUCGAGGACAUUGCUCAACGGUUGAAUAUCCCCGUAUCCGAAGUCAAUCCUCGCGAGGCCAAAGCCGCCGUCAUCCACGGAACCGAACUCAGGGAACUGAACUCCGACCAACUGGACGAGAUCCUCAGGUACCACACCGAAAUUGUGUUCGCCCGUACCUCGCCUCAGCAGAAGCUCAUCAUCGUCGAAGGCUGCCAGCGAAUGGGCGCUAUCGUCGCUGUGACCGGCGACGGCGUGAACGACUCCCCCGCGUUGAAGAAGGCAGACAUAGGCGUGGCAAUGGGUAUCGCUGGCUCCGACGUGUCCAAGCAGGCGGCCGACAUGAUUCUUCUCGACGACAACUUCGCCUCGAUCGUGACCGGUGUCGAGGAGGGCCGGUUGAUCUUCGACAACCUGAAGAAAUCCAUCGCGUACACCCUCACCUCGAACAUACCCGAGAUCUCACCCUUCCUGGCGUUCAUCCUUUGCGACAUCCCUCUGCCCCUCGGCACCGUCACCAUUCUCUGCAUCGAUCUGGGAACGGACAUGGUGCCGGCUAUUUCGUUGGCGUACGAGCAUGCCGAGUCGGAUAUAAUGAAGAGAAGGCCUCGUGAUCCGUACCGUGACAACCUCGUCAACGAAAGGCUUAUUUCAAUGGCGUAUGGUCAGAUCGGUAUGAUCCAGGCGGCCGCCGGUUUCUUCGUCUACUUCGUGAUCAUGGCUGAGAACGGAUUCCUGCCGCUGCAUCUUUUCGGCAUUCGAAAACAAUGGGACUCCAAGGCGAUCAAUGAUCUUCGUGACAGCUAUGGCCAGGAAUGGACGUACAGGGAUCGUAAAACGCUUGAAUUCACCUGCCACACAGCCUUCUUCGUUUCGAUCGUUAUCGUUCAAUGGGCCGAUUUGAUCGUAUGUAAGACGCGACGUAAUUCCAUCAUCCACCAAGGAAUGAGAAACUGGGCCCUCAACUUCGGUUUAAUAUUCGAGACCGCCCUCGCCGCGUUCCUAAGCUACACACCCGGCAUGGACAAGGGUCUCCGCAUGUUCCCUCUCAAAUUCGUCUGGUGGUUGCCCGCCCUCCCCUUCAUGUUCGCCAUCUUCAUCUACGACGAGACGAGACGAUUCUACCUCCGCCGGAAUCCAGGAGGCUGGCUCGAGCAAGAAACUUACUAUUAGACGCGAAGGAAAAUUUAAUCAUACACGCAGAGCGCGCGCGCAAGAGUUACAAGAGCGAGAGAUGCAGAGAGAAUGAUGAGAGAAAGAGAGAGUGAAAUAUGCAUAUUACCCACGCAGAUAUACACCGAGAAACUAAGUAAAAGAAAAAAAAACGAGAUAAAACUUAAAAAAAGAAAAAAAAAAAGAUACAACCAAACAAUGGAUAAAAAAAAAAAAAGAAAACGUUAAAAAAUCGUUCACGUUAUACAUACAUACAUACACAAAGACACACACACACACACAUAUUUUAUCAUGGGGCGUGCUAUUCGGGUUUAACUGUCGCGAAAUAACGAGAUAUAUUCAGAUGGGGACAAUUCGCAUCAGCCGAGCCGAAUCGUCGAACGAAAUCAUCGCCAUAAUAAUUACAGUAUAGAGUGCAGUUGUUUCACGAAGAAAUUAAAAAAAUAAAAAAAUAAAAAAAUAAAUGCUUCGCGUGGGAGUAGAAGAAGUGGCUUUACGAGCACUCUCGUUACACAUGGUGUGUGAAGUACAAAAAAAGAAAAACGAAAUAUAAAAUGAAAAAAAAAAUAAAUAAAUAAAUAAAUAAAUAAAAUAGGAGGAGAGACGAGAAAAUGACGUGUAUGAGAGAGAACAAAAAAAACGUUCGUCGUUCUGGCUCUGCGAGUUGCUUGCACGCGCGUGCCGGUGUAUCAUUAAACAGAGAUUGUCGUUCGAGAAACAUCGAAGGGAUCGACGAAGAGAAAAAAAGGGUUCUACGAGCAACGUCGUCGGGAAGACUUGGAGCUUCCGGGUACACACACGUUUGAUACGAUUCACGAGGGUUGUAGGGGUUGGUGCUGCCAUUGGAUUAUCGGCGAUCGAACGAAUAAGGGGAAAAAAAAAAGAUGUCUGUAGUAGGGCCUAAGCAUGAGUAUCAAAAGAGAAAAAAGAAAUAUGGCGUAGGACGGUGAUCAAAUGAAGAAGAUGAGCUAACUGGUGAAAGGAAAGUACAAGUAUUGGCAGAGGACACCCGUGUAUCUUUUUGGAAAUCGAGGGAUUACAAAGAGUGGCGACAAAUCGUCGGAUAACGCGCACGUCCGUAUGAACGUCGACGGGUGUACGACAUGGAUGAACCUUUUAGAGAAAAAAAAAAAAAAAGCGGAUAAUUAGCAUCGUGGAGCAUUCCGUAGACGUCUUGUGAUAUCAGAAAAAAAAAAAUAUUCAUAUAGGCAUCCCGUUAAGUAAAGGAGCAAAGAUCACUGCGCUAGAUUGGCACGCCCUUGUUAAGAGUUUAAAAAAAAAAAAAUUAAAAAAUGCAAUGUAGUCACGGUAUAAAAAAAAAUAAUAAUAAAUAAAUAAAUAAGAGCGGUAUUAUAAAUGUUACACUGAUGCAGAAGUUUAAAAAUCAAUAACGAGAAUAUCAUUCGCAAUCGACAUACAUGAAAGAAACGUAUUUACAUAUAGACGUCUCGUGACACCUACAUUCUUAAAUAGAAACUUCUUAAUUGUUAAUUAAAGAAAAAAAAUAAAUAAAAUGAGAAAAUCAGUACGCUAGAUUGGCACGCCACUAGAAGUUAUUCAUAUAACGCGCCAGGGAGAGAGGAAAAAGAGAGAAAAAAAAAAUAAAUAAAUAAGAAAAAAGGAACAGCAUAAGAAAAAUAAGUAUACAAAAGUAAUGAAAACGCGCGUUCAGUACUCGUUAUUAUUCUUAUUACAAGUAAUGUCAUUCGGUUCGAAUCUUUAAAAUCAAAUCUGAAUAGCUAUCGAGAUGAGAAAUCGCAUCGUAUAAUAAAUAUUUUAGUAGUUUGUGAAUCUCUAUGCGAGAAUCGUUACGCGAAGAAAGAACAAACCAGGAAGGAACUGUAAAGAAAAGAACGAGCCCGAAAAAAUUAUUAGAUUUCGCGGAGGCGAACACGGGGAAUAAAGGCAAACAGACAGUACCUAUCAAUUGAAUCACUACCAAGAAAGAAUACAAAGGAAACUAGGUAAACAAGAAGAGGACAGAAAUAGUAGGAAUAAAGAAGAUAUAUACGUUAUUUAAGUUGCGCGCCACAAAAUGGUAAAGCGGCGGUCACAGUUUUGGUAAUCGUUGAAUUAGAUGAACUGCGUGCCACAAUACUAUUGACAAAACUGGAUAAAUGAAGUUAUUGAUUGAAAAAGAAAAACGGGAAGUAAAUAGACAUUAUAAGAGCGAAAAUUUAAAAUAGCUACGCCGCUCCGGGGCCUUGUAGUAUCCUUGUGAGUGAGGGCGCUACGAUAGUCGAGAUAACAGGAUAUUAAAAAUGCUAGUAGAGGAACGACAUAGGAGAAGCACAGAAGAGUGAAAAUGAGAAAUAAGUCAUACAAAUGGAAAAAAAAAACAUUCUUACUUAGGCGAAACUAAAGGUAAAGAAAAAAAGAUAUAAAUUCAUUCUCUUAGUUUCUUCAUAGGUUUAAAAACGCCAGCGGGACAGCUCGCUAUAAAUCAUAUUGACCCCCGAACGCAGGACGCCCUGUACCACCAACCAGUGGUCUGUCGUGUGUAUGUGUGUGACAGUAUCGAAACAACGCCCUUUGGAAUUUUUUUAGGAGCAACAACAAACCACCAACAACAACACAAAAAAAAAAUGUAAAACAAAAAAACGAUAAACGAAGGUGACUUAAAAUACCUGCCACGCGACUUUUCGGGCCGGGACGAUCCGAGACGUGCGAUCAUGUCAGGGCUUGUUUCGAGUUUCUUAAAUGUGAAAAAACAAACGCAUACAAAAAAAUCUGUUUUCGUUUCUCUUUGCUUACGUCAAUUUUAAUCCUUGUUGCUCGCUUUCGUGAUUUUUCGGUGUGUACAUGCGCGCAUGCGCUGGCAACGUCGGUGAAGAGGGCGCUUCGUUUUAAGCGGAAAACCGGGGCGGAGCGUAGGUAAUGACAAACUCGUUGUCAAAGUUUAUCAUCGCCAUGGUUCCGACGAUAUUGGAAAUCAACGAACAGCCUCGAUGGGUACUCCACGUUCUCUGGUUCCACUGUUCCGCACGAAUCAAGACGAAUGGACCGGUCGAGGAUUCAGGUAGACAAAGGGUGACGCUCACUCGGCGGCCCUGGCCCCAAAACUACCCUAAGUGUUCAAUAAUCGAGGUGUUCUCGAGGUGCCGUACACGCGUAACACGUUCUUCACUCGCCAAUUCCAUUGAAUUUCGAUUUAUUCACGAAUAUAAAAAAUUAUAUUCCAGGGGUUACUGUUUUCCUCCAGCCCUUCCGAUGAUUUUUCUCUGUUGUGCGCGCGAAAGGCUGGUCGAAUCAUUCGAACCCAUUUAUAAACAUAAAUAACGUUGAAAUAUGAAUUUAAUCGAGAAAUUCGAUGGAACAGGUGAAGCUUUAUCGUUUUUGAGACACAUGGAUCGUCAAUUCGAAUCCAACCGACAACUUUUUAAAAGGAAAAAGAAAGAAAAAGUGAGGGAGAGAAACGGAAAGAGGGCAGCAGUGUACCGUUGCGUUGCUCGUCGAACUCGGACUUGAAUUAGACCCCCAAUAAAAAUUAAACAAAAUGAUAAUAUUUAAAAAAAACGUCCCUAAUUUUCUUCUUCUAGCAAGCGGAAGAAGAAGACAGAUCAGUUGAAAAAAAAAAAAAUCAAUCAUCAGUGCUAGCUGUUGGAAAACAAAGAGCUGUUCAAUAUUACGCCAGUUAAUUACGUUGUCAUAAUGUUUCUUGGUUUCGCGUUGCGGGAUAGUGUAUACCGAUAGCUCCGUGUGUGUGUUAUUAGAAAAAUCGAUCAUUCCUGUCACAACGAAAUCGAACCAAAAUGAAAAAAAAAAAAAAAAAAAAAAUAGAUUGCCUUCGACGGAUCCCCGUGUUUCAAAAUAGGACGCGAAUAAAAGAAGAGAAAUAUGAUCUAAGAAAAAGAAGAUAUGCUGAUAGAAAAGUGAUAGGAAGGUAUAAAUAUAACGAGAGGGGGGGAUGAUGCAUUGGCCCAUUUGUUUCUAUAAAAUCGCUCCCGAGUUAGAUGCUGGAUCGAACGAUCCGUGGUUUGUCGACAGGGUGUUCCGUGCCCGGGGGGCGUAGGAGCCCAAAAAAUGCUUUGCCGUCGUGCGCCUCUUUACUUUAGGCUAAUAAUUUAAACAUUAAUAAUAUAAUAAUAAUAAUUAUAAUAUAAUACAUGUUACAAUAAGAUAUUAUUAGAUGUAAUUAUUAUAUAUGGUUUAGUCUAGAUCGUGUUGUUGAAGAAAAAAACAAAGUACGUAUAAGCGAACAAAAAAAAAAGAGAACAAAGAUGAAGAUAUGAAGAGUAUAACGACGACGACGAGAGUAAGGAGAGAGAGAAAGAGAGAGCGCGAGAGCGAGAGAGAGAAAAUAGAAAAUCGAGGAAAAGUGACGAUGAGAGGAAAAAUUCGGUCUAAGACCACAAUAUCUUGCGGCGGACUGAGCGGGACACAAAUGAGAGAAUCCGCUUUUGCUUCGUUCUGUACGCGUGAUACAUCGUUUUUUUUUUCUUUUUUUUCUUUCGAAACCGUGUCAUAUUUAGGCAUAUGUACAUCUUUAGUGAUCCUUUUCGUGCGAAACCGCGUUUUUUUCCCUUAUCUAAUUUUCGUUACGUUUCCGGUUACGCGGAUAGAUUUGCGGCCAUAUUGUAUUUCUUCAUUUCGGCGACGUCAUCGUUUUUUUUUUCCUCUCUUUUACUAAAUCCGCGGAUUCUUAGGAAAAGACAAUCCUCGGCACACAAAGUCGCAAAUCUUUUCGUGUUCUGCAAACGGGUAACUUCGAUCAAUGUCAGAAAUAAUGCAAUUGUCGCAAAAUUGUUUUUCGCGUGAAUCGGCGUAAAAGAGCGGGAGAAAAAGAAACGCGUGAAUGUGGGCGAGAGAACGUGUGUUUUUAAUAUAACGGAUUCUUCGCUUUUCUGUUGCCGUGAUCGAACAAUACAAUUGGCGGUGAAACAUUCGAAUCAAAACUAAAAAUCUGAAAAUAAGAGAAACGAAUUAAAAGAAGAGAUAAAAAAAGUGCAUAAAAUAAUAACAAAGAACAGUGUCACGAGAAUUCUGUGAAACGUCGCCCCUGCACAGCCCGCCACAUCACGACAGAAUCAUUGAAUGAUUAAAAUAUAAACAAAAAAAAAAUGAAUGAUGUUUUAUUAAUAUUGUACAUAUUUUAAAUAAUUGCAGACGGACAAAUGGAUCGCGCAUGAACGAUGACCCACAAGAAGAUGGUCAGUUUAAACGGGACCAUCUUUUGCGUGCGGGUCUCGUACUCUUUUUCUGUUUUUCGUUUUAGCGCCGCAUAUGAUACACAUUCACACACAUACACACCACACAUGCCGUGAGACACAUGCGACAUAGAGAGAAAUAUACACACGUACACGCUCAGAGAUAAAUGAAAAAAAUUGUACACCGCUCUACCAAACUAUCUCUUCUGAUUGACGAUUCCUUUCAUAUUGAUUAUUCUGUAAGUUCUGUUUUCACACGUGAAUUAUAUUAAGGAAGAAACGAGAGACAUUGUCCAACCCAAGUGUCAUUACUUUUGAUGUUAAAUAAAAAAUACAUAAUUAAUAAAGCA
Molecule: messenger RNA, 10306 nt
Organism: Apis cerana (Asiatic honeybee)
Lineage: Eukaryota; Metazoa; Arthropoda; Insecta; Hymenoptera; Apidae
Gene: Atpalpha
Product: sodium/potassium-transporting ATPase subunit alpha
Biological process (GO): sodium ion export across plasma membrane; potassium ion import across plasma membrane; intracellular potassium ion homeostasis
Cellular component (GO): plasma membrane
Molecular function (GO): ATP hydrolysis activity; ATP binding; P-type sodium:potassium-exchanging transporter activity
Source: RefSeq, a predicted model, not a curated record